This is a messenger RNA of Danio aesculapii, 634 nucleotides long. Its product is annotated as galactose-specific lectin nattectin-like. Lineage: Eukaryota; Metazoa; Chordata; Actinopteri; Cypriniformes; Danionidae. Bases 49 to 501 code for a protein of 150 amino acids. The record is from RefSeq and is a predicted model, not a curated record. The transcript has 6 exons.
UCACUGAAGAAACACCCAAGAAACACCAUCUGAACACCUAGGUUCAUCAUGGCAAUGCUGAGAAAUCUUCUACUCCUUUUUAUUAUGUCUUCCAUGGGGAAUGCAGAAAUUAAUUUAGUUGAAAGAUGUCCCUAUGGAUGGACAAAUUUUGGAGUCCGAUGCUACAAGUUCUUCUCUGAGUCAGUUAACUGGGUCACCGCAGAGAGAAACUGUGAACGUCUUGGUGCAAAACUGGCAUCUUCAACCAAUAAAGCAGAAAAUGACUUUCUGCUGAGUCUGGUGCCUUCAAACACACAUACUUGGAUUGGUUCUCAUGAUGCUGAACAAGAAGGACAGUGGCUGUGGAAUGAUGGAUCUGCAUUUGACUACACCAACUGGUGCUCUGGACAACCCGACAAUUCUGGUGUUGAGAACUGCCUGGAGAUCAGUUUUACCUCAAACCAUUGCUGGAAUGAUGUAAGCUGUUCAACCUCAUCGAGCUACAUUUGUGCUACAGACUGAUGAGAUCAUAUGCGUCAUCCUGCUUCACAGUACUUUGAUUGUACUACAUGUAAACUUCUUCACUUUAAAUCUCUUUUAAAUGAUGAAGAAUUUUUCAAAUUAAAUGAUUAUCAAAUAAAAGCAUUUGAGCAAA